Molecule: messenger RNA, 1785 nt
Organism: Caenorhabditis auriculariae
Lineage: Eukaryota; Metazoa; Nematoda; Chromadorea; Rhabditida; Rhabditidae
Source: the annotation of a GenBank genome assembly
AUGUCGGAAAGCCCGUCCUCAACAGGCUCUCAAGAGCGCAGAAAAUCACCAGUCGUUGUAGUGAGUUUUUGUUAUUCUUCUAGGUUUCUUUCGGCUAUUUUUAAAUUAUAUCUAAAUAAGUACGCCCUGGAAUUUGAAAAAAACCAGAAAAAAAGUUCAAGAUGUAAGCUAGCGCCUUAGAUUUGUUACAGAAUUAUGAAUGGAAUUUUUUCAGGGAUCGAUACCGUACAGACCGCCGAGUUACAUGAUUCCUUUCGCGCUGAGAGGAAAAGGCCACAUCACGUUCUUUCCGGAUGAAACGAACAUUUUGAACAACGACAUUCCGCGACUGGCAAUGCACGAUUCCCAUGAAUAUUUCUUCGAGGCGAAUGACUCAUACUCGAACCCUGAUGUGAAAAUUUUCCUGUCGACGUCCUUCCGGAGCGAGAGCAGAGAUCCGCCCUACGAAAAGCCUAUCGACCUCUACCCACUCAAGUUAGAGAAGUAAGUUCGGGUAUUUUCCCGGGAAACCUGUACAAUGUAUUACUUCUCAAUAAUUGGUUUCUUUUUCUGAAAUCAUUGAUUUAAAAAAAUUAUUGAUUUUGUUUUCCAGGCUGCGGUUCCGAGUUGCCAAGGAAAGACCGAAGUAUACCCAGCGUGGGAAAUUCAUCGCUACGCAUUUUCUCUGCGGCCUGCCUGCAGAAAUGCGAAAGGACAACGUUGAUAUGUUCCUCUGGAACUGUGGAAAACUGCCAAAAUACUUCCAACGCGCCUGUAAAAUGACUAUCUGUGGUGGAUUCGAAACUGGAGAAAUCGAGAAGAAUGGGCAGUACACUCCGUGCGGAACUUUGACGGUUUGUAAUUUUUCAUUGGAUUUUUUUAAUAGAAAAAAACUGAAGAAAUAUGAUUUUUGGCGUUUUUUUAUUUAAAUGAUAACACUUUCCACUGUCAUUGUAAUUUUUUUUAAUAAAAAUCAGGUUAUUUAGAGUGAUUCUAAUAGUUGAACUCAAUUUUGCGUAAUAUACUCAAGGAAUGAUAAUUUUUGAUCAAAUCGAAACAGUACUGUUUUUUCAACCAUUUUUCAAAAUUCCAGGCCAUCCGCGAGAAUCUUAUCAACAGUGGACGCAAAAUGAACGCGGUAAGCAAUUCUUCAACAUUAUUCCAAAAAGAAAACUUGAUGGUCAAUUUAAAAAGUCAUUUCCAGGAACAGAGACGUUUCUACAGUGCCGCUGUCCCGAUGAAACUCAGACCUUGCUUCAUAAAUAGUGAAAUUGUUGGGGUCACGCCAGACGAUCCGAUGACUCUCGGAAAAUUCGAUUGGGAAGCUGAGAGGGUAUAUUUUUGUUAUUGAGAAAAUAAUAUGUUGAAAAUAAACUUUUGGCGUGUUCAAAAAGCGCUUGGAUAAUUUUUUUGAUUAUAUUGAAUUUUAUAGAUUCUUCUUUCAUCAAGAUAUUAAUUUUUUUAAUCUGGAUUGAGAAAAAAAUUGAAUAUCAGAUUAAUAAAUUGAUCUUUUUCAGGCAGCAGCCCUUCGAGCUGAGGCUGGUGUCUUUGACGUUGAAGAAAAGGAAAUCGAAUGGUGGGACAAGAAAUUCUACACCUACAAAGGCUGGGUCAGAGAGUUUUCUCAUGUCAAAAGGCCACUUCCGAUUGCUGAAGGCGAUGAUCCGGAAGCCAAAAAACCACGCUACGAAGAACAGUUUUUCCAGAGUUAGUUGAAUUUAAAAUUCCUUAAAGGCGCAAACGUAUUCAGGACCGGCAGAUCCUGUCACUCCUCGACCCGAAAGCGAUAUAGAAGAUGAGUACUAA